This is a messenger RNA of Cyclopterus lumpus (lumpfish), 1293 nucleotides long. RefSeq names its product cysteine rich DPF motif domain containing 1 (gene cdpf1). The coding region runs from base 59 to 475 and encodes 138 amino acids. NCBI's taxonomy places the organism in Eukaryota, Metazoa, Chordata, Actinopteri, Perciformes, Cyclopteridae. The record is from RefSeq and is a predicted model, not a curated record. The transcript is spliced from 4 exons.
GCCGCACGCGACACCAAAACCAGGAAGUGGCCUUUUUUCAGCCCCUCGACUUUGAAAGAUGGAGCAAACUACAAGCGAGCCCCGUCAAAAAACAUUUACAUGCCAAUCGUGUGAUUUAAGCAGCCCUUUUACUUACUACGGCCAGAAACCACCAAACACCAGAGCCAUUGUGUUGCUCGAGGACUGUUUCGUGACCCAGGACCCCUUCAGUCCGGACAGGGAGAAGUUUCUUGUGUUGGGCUCCACCUGCAGCCUGUGCAACAGGUGUGUUUGUGUUGGAUCGGACUGCAGCAUUUUCUACACCAAGAGGUUCUGCAUGCAGUGUGUGAACAAGCACUUGCAGCAGUUCCCACCUCAGAUCCAGUCAGAGCUGUCGAAGAAGAAGCAGAACUGCAAGUCUGCCACCAUCCUGACAUCCGGCAGUAAGAGGACUGCAGCCUUUUCUACACUAAGAGGUUCUGCAUGCAGUGUGUGAACAAGCACUUGCAGCAGUUCCCCCCUCAGAUCCAGUCAGAGCCAGCCAAGAAGAAGCAGAACUGCAAGUCUGCCGCCUCGUGACAUCGGACAAGUAGAGGUCCAUAACGCGCUUUACCGGCACUCUUCAUCAAACCCAUACUGAACUAAACUGCAAAGACAGCAUAUGGAAAGAAAAUGACCAGCACACAUCAGAACAAUACAAGUUAAUGCUUUUGUCCAGUAAAAUUAGGUUGCUGUUUUAGCCUCCAGGGUGUUAUUUAUUUGUUUUAUAGAAGCAGCAAAUGGAAAAAUGCUAAGAAUUAAAACUGAUUUCAUAUACAAGCACAGUUGUCCCUACAGUAGCCCUAAAUGUCCUGUUAAACCCCCAAAACUGUUAAAAUGAUUGCUAAUAUCUGAUCAAGGAUGUCUAUGAUGUUCAAUUUGGUCCAAUGCUUUCUCAGCCCAAUUCAGCAAUGGUCCCUGGCACCCUACAAACUGUUAAACACUACUAUUAAAGCUCAAGAUGAGAUGUGGAAGUAAUUGCAUUAUCCAAGACCAGUUGCCGGGUAGAUUUAAAAACUGAAUAAUUUCUCCACUGUGUAAGUGUUCAAAAAAAAAAGUCACCUACAAUUUAUCUUUUGACUUCAUGAAUAAUGCCUGUUGUGUAAUAUUUGAACACCCAUUUGAUUUUUAUGAGACUACAUUUGUAUUACUUUUCAGCAACAUAUGGAAACAUCUCCACGAUGCAUUAUCGCCCCGUUAUCCCUCUUGUCUCUGUGUCCAUGGCCAGGACGGUGCACUGCUAACUUCUGUGAAAGUCAAAAAAAUUGUUUUUCU